Messenger RNA from Brassica oleracea var. oleracea, 1347 nucleotides. RefSeq names its product protein S-acyltransferase 10. Gene Ontology annotation, molecular function: protein-cysteine S-palmitoyltransferase activity. The record is from RefSeq and is a predicted model, not a curated record. Gene Ontology annotation, biological process: peptidyl-L-cysteine S-palmitoylation; protein targeting to membrane. Lineage: Eukaryota; Viridiplantae; Streptophyta; Magnoliopsida; Brassicales; Brassicaceae. The transcript is spliced from 11 exons. Gene Ontology annotation, cellular component: endoplasmic reticulum; Golgi apparatus. Bases 174 to 1208 code for a protein of 344 amino acids.
UGGAGCUAAUAAGAAAAUCAGGCAAUCGCCAACUAAUCUCUCUACUCUCUCUCUGUCAAUUUUGUACAGCUACAAGAUCGCAUUUUGGAGAAUCUUAUUUUGUCUUUUUUUCCUGCAGCUGUCUCUCUCUCCCCCAAUGUUUGCUUGAAAGAGAGAGAGAGAGAGAGUCAACCAUGGGCGUUUGUUGUCCUAUUCUCCGACCCUGGGAUCGAACCCGAGACAGCUAUCUCGAUAACAUCCCUUGCCUCUCUGAUCCUGUUCGAAGAUCUUCUCUGUUUAUGAAACUGGGACUAGUAGCUCUACACCUCGUCUUCAUCGGCUUCCUCUUCGUUUGCGAUGGUGAAUUCAUCGAGAAAACUAAGCGAGAUCCAUGGUACAUGGCUUCUUACUUGUUGUUGUUCUCUGUCACGCUUCUUCAGUACUUUGUGACUUCUGGCUCUUCACCUGGGUAUGUUAUUGAUGCAAUGAGGGAGGUUUGCGGGACUGAUGCUAUCUACAGAAACACACCGACGACCUCAAUACAACAACAUGGUUCCAGAAAAAAUGGGAGCUUUGUUAUUAAUGUGGAAGGAGAAUCAGCUUCUUCAGGUGGUGGUAGAAGGACUCCAUCUUCCUCCUGGGGGAAGCUGGUUCUUGACUUGUACCCUCCUGGAACAUCCUUAAGAAAUUUGACUUGCGGCUAUUGUCAUGUGGAGCAGCCACCGCGAGCCAAGCAUUGUCAUGAUUGUGAUCGAUGUGUUCUUCAGUUUGAUCAUCACUGUGUUUGGCUGGGAACAUGUGUAGGCCAGAAAAACCAUUGUAAAUUCUGGUGGUACAUAUGUGAAGAGAGUGCUCUAUGCAUCUGGACACUCAUCAUGUACAUUGACUACCUUACUAACGUAGCCAAGCCUUGGUGGAAGAAUGCAAUCACCAUACUACUCCUUGUCGUAUUGGUGAUCUCCAUGAUAUUUGUGCUGCUUCUAUUGCUUUUUCACAGCUACCUCAUUCUAACGAAUCAAAGCACCUAUGAACUUGUGAGACGAAAACGUAUUCCCUACAUGAGGAAUAUUCCGGAACGAGUGCAUCCAUUUAGCAGAGGCAUUAAGAGGAAUCUACACAACGUCUGUUGCGGUAACCAUACUCUAGACUCAUUGCCCACUGCAUUCGAACUCGAGGAUAGAGCAAGACCCUACACUUGCUUAGAUAUGUUGAAAUGUCGUUGUUGCUAAGUUUCUUUUGUUUAGUUAGACAACAACUACCUAUAUUGUUUUACUCUAUGAAGGUUAACAUGUUUCAUCAAAAAAUAUGAGUGAAGUUGUAUACAUUCACAAUGAGAAUCUAGUGAAUGGAGUUCUAAUUAAAAUCAUA